Molecule: messenger RNA, 459 nt
Organism: Cricetulus griseus (Chinese hamster)
Lineage: Eukaryota; Metazoa; Chordata; Mammalia; Rodentia; Cricetidae
Gene: Ubb
Product: ubiquitin B
Biological process (GO): protein ubiquitination; modification-dependent protein catabolic process
Cellular component (GO): nucleus; cytoplasm
Molecular function (GO): ubiquitin protein ligase binding; protein tag activity
Source: RefSeq, marked provisional
AUGCAAAUCUUCGUGAAGACCCUGACCGGCAAGACCAUCACCCUAGAGGUGGAGCCCAGUGACACCAUCGAAAAUGUCAAGGCCAAGAUCCAGGAUAAAGAGGGCAUCCCCCCCGACCAGCAGCGACUCAUCUUUGCCGGCAAGCAGCUGGAAGAUGGCCGCACUCUUUCUGAUUACAACAUCCAGAAAGAGUCCACCCUGCACCUGGUCCUCCGCCUCAGGGGUGGCAUGCAGAUUUUCAAGACCCUGACCGGCAAGACCAUCACCCUAGAGGUGGAACCCAGUGACACCAUCGAGAAUGUCAAGGCCAAGAUCCAGGAUAAGGAGGGCAUCCCCCCCGACCAGCAGCGACUCAUCUUUGCCGGCAAGCAGCUGGAAGAUGGCCGCACUCUUUCUGAUUACAACAUCCAGAAAGAGUCCACCCUGCACCUGGUCCUCCGCCUCAGGGGUGGCUAUUAA